Gigantopelta aegis is the source of this 475-nucleotide messenger RNA. RefSeq lists its product as uncharacterized. Lineage: Eukaryota; Metazoa; Mollusca; Gastropoda; Neomphalida; Peltospiridae. Bases 39 to 404 code for a protein of 121 amino acids. The record is from RefSeq and is a predicted model, not a curated record. The transcript is spliced from 2 exons.
GGAGGCGUGUGUUGGACUGACAUCAUCUGCACUAACUCAUGAAGUCCUUGGCAAACUCCAGUCAGAAGACGACCUCCUGGCACUGCUAUCAGCGACCGCCUUGUCCGCCAAUUCCGAGCCUGACCAGCUGCCGCCCAACUCCGAGCCUGACCAGCUGCCGCCCAACUCCUAGCCUGACCAGUUGCCGCCCAACUCCUAGCAUGACCAGUUGCCGCCCAACUCCGAGCCUGACCAGCUGCCGCCGAACGGAGGUCCUGUGCCGACAUCGUCCAUCAGCGCCAAGCGAAAACUCGCGAAAAAUAGCCAAAUGGGCCCGCCGACGGGGAUCGAACCUAGUUCGUCCGCGCAUCAAGCGAUCAUUUUACACUGGGCUACGUCUCCCUCACAAUAAAGCUCAUAGUUAGCCGUAAACAUAUUUUAGUUGAGAUGAAAAACACAUCAAAUAUGAUGGUGUAAAAAUGAAUUUUAAUAGGAC